Messenger RNA from Amaranthus tricolor (Joseph's coat), 608 nucleotides. RefSeq names its product protein NOI4-like. NCBI's taxonomy places the organism in Eukaryota, Viridiplantae, Streptophyta, Magnoliopsida, Caryophyllales, Amaranthaceae. The record is from RefSeq and is a predicted model, not a curated record. Bases 100 to 393 code for a protein of 97 amino acids. The transcript has 3 exons.
AUUUAAUUGCCCUUACAUUUACAUAAUUCUCCUAGGCUUCCUGUAAAUUAUUUGUUCCUCUUGCUCUAUUAUUAUUGAUAUUUCCUGCGAUGAUCUUUGAUGUCGCAGGGCAUGAACGCAAAACGUAGACCAUUACCUAAAUUUGGAGAAUGGGAUGUAAACAAUCCAGCAUCAGCUGAAGGCUUUACGGUCAUUUUUAACAAAGCAAGAGAUCAAAAGAAAACUAAUGGAAUUGCUUUAGGUGGCAUGGGAGCUCAACAAAGGUUUAACAAUAAUAACCUUAAUCAAGUCAAUUAUCACAAACAAGAUCAAGAACACAACCAUAAAUAUAAAAAAUCCAACAAUCAACAAAGAGGAACGAGAAAAUGGCUAUGUUGUUUUUAUGCUACCUGAGUUGCUGAACCUCUAUCGUUGGUAAUGGUGGUUGAGAUUUUGAGAUGCUUGUAUAGAUGAAGGAAAAUACAACUAGUUAUUUGAUAAAUGUAAUUGUUUGGGGCAAUUUACAUAUAUUUUGAAUUUAUCUAUAUCUUUAUCUAUACCUAUAUCUAUAUUUAUAUGACUAUAUCUAUACAUGAUAUUGUGCCUUGUAUAUCAUAGUAGUAUAUGGA